UUUAUAUAAAUGCAAAUGAAAUGAACGCGCAUUUUAAAGGUAGUUGUAACUUGCCUUGCCUUCUCUUUUCACAACCAGACGAUCUUAUCCCAUUAUGUCUUCGUUUCUCAUUGUUUUUGUUAUUGUUUUGAGGAAAUAACAACAAAUAAUAAAUUAUAACAACAACUAAUUAUAAUCAAAUUCUGUUUGUCCGCCUCCUAUGGUGAGUGAUUGGAGAGACCAUGGCUACAGACUCUCCCCGUCGACCCAGCCGCUGUACAGGUGGAGUUACGGUGCGAGCACAGGCUGCCACAGAGCAUUCCUAUAUGGAGAGUGUUGUUACAUUUCUGCAGGAUGUUGUUCCACAGGGUUACAUUAGUGCAGUGCCCACAGAUGAAAAGGAAAAAAUUGUAUGGGUCAGGUUUGAAAAAGCAGAUAUUAAUGACGUGGCCAGGUCCCCUGAAUUCCGUGAAAUGCCCAGUACUGGCAGCGACCCUCCAGUGCUGCUAAUGAUGGGUUACUCUGACGGGAUGCAGGUCUGGAGUGUAUCUAUUAGUGGAGAAGCACAGGAGCUCUUCUCUGUACGCAAUGGACCAGUUCGAGCAGCGCGAAUUCUACCAGCACCGCACAUAAGUCCUUUGAAAGUUGACAGUUUUGUAGAGAAGAGAGCCCUGCUUGGUGUGUGCAAAAGUACAGGCUCUUCAGGCACCAGCCCUCCUUACUGCUGCGCGGAUCUGUAUUCACUGCGAACAGGAGAGAUGGUGAAGUCCAUUCAGUUCAAAACGCCGAUCUAUGAUCUGCACUGCAACAAACAGAUCCUCGUUGUUGUUCUUCAAGAAAAGAUAGCUGCGUUUGAUAGCUGCACUUUCACAAAGAAAUUCUUUGUCACAAGUUGCUACCCAUGUCCUGGGCCUAACUUGAACCCAAUUGCCCUGGGAAGUCGCUGGCUUGCCUAUGCUGAGAAUAAGCUGAUCCGGAGCCACCAGUCUCGAGGAGGGGCCUGUGGAGACAAUGCCCAGUCUUACACUGCCACGGUCAUUAGUGCUGCCAAAACGCUGAAGUCGGGGCUCACCAUGGUGGGGAAGGUGGUGACCCAGCUGGCCAGCACUCAGCCUGCAGGAGCCGCAGACGAGGAGGUGACCCCACACAGCUCAGCCCGCCGCAGCCCACACGCUCCCGGCAUCGUCACCAUCAUCGACACCCAGAGCGUGGGGGAAGGACAGGUAGUUCUUGUCAGCGAAGACUCGGACGGGGAGGGGCUUGUGGCUCAUUUCCCUGCUCAUGAUAAACCAAUCUCCUGCAUGGCUUUUAAUGAGAGUGGAAUGUUGCUUGUUACUGCUGACACACUAGGCCACGAUUUCCACGUUUUUCAAGUUCUGACUCACCCGUGGUCCUCGUCGCAGAGUGCCGUGCAUCAUCUGUACACCCUCCACAGAGGGGAGACGGAGGCCAAGGUCCAGGAUAUCUGCUUCAGCCCUGACUGCAGGUGGGUGGUGAUCAGCACACUGCGGGGCACGUCGCACGUCUUUCCCAUUAACCCCUAUGGAGGGCAGCCAUGUGUGCGGACUCACAUGUCUCCCCGCGUCGUCAACCGGAUGAGCCGCUUCCAGAAAAGUGCUGGUUUAGAAGAGAUUGAACAGGAGCUCACCUCGAAGCAAGGCGGCCGCUGCAGUCCGGUUCCUGGCUUGUCGGGCAGCCCUUCGGGAUCCCCGCUUCAUGCGAAGUUAAGCAGCCAGGACACCAACAACAGCAUGGGCAACCCGCGGCUGUCUCCCCUGCCCAGUCUCACCGUAGUGGUGCCGCUGGCCCAGAUCAAGCAACCCAUGACACUGGGCACCAUCACCAAACGCACAGGACCCUACCUCUUUGGGGCAGGAUGUUUUUCCAUUAAAACUCCGUGCAAAGCCAAACCAGCCCCACAGAUUUCACCCAGCAAGUCGACUGGAGGGGAGUUCUGUGUCGCUGCCAUCUUUGCAUCCUCGAGGUCCUGGUUCAUAACGAACCCAAACAUGAAGCGAGAGAAAGAUCAGUCCAGGCAGCCUGUGGUGGACUCCCUCUAUAUUCUCAGUUGCUACGGUAACCUGGUGGAACAUGUGUUGGAGCCCCGCCCAAUCAACACCGCGCAGAAGAUCAGCGAUGACACGCCUCUGGAGCUCGUCACCUGUCCUCGAGCCAGCUGGACACUCGGCAGAACACCACAAUGGAAUGAACUUCAACCACCGUUUAACACAAACCACCCAUUGCUCCUGGCUUCAGACGCUGUGCAGUACUAUCAGUACCUUCUGUCUGGCUUGGUGCCCCCUGGAAGCCCUGGACCAAUCACCCGACACAAGUCCUACAACAGCCUGGCGUCUGAGCACAGCGGGCAGGAAGAUGAGGAGUGGCUUUCUCAGGUUGAAAUCGUGACCCAUACUGGACCACACAGACGCCUGUGGAUGGGCCCGCAGUUUCAGUUCAAGACGAUUCACCCGUCUGGCCAGACCACAGUGAUUUCCUCCAGCUCCUCUGUGCUGCAGUCUCAGGGACCCAGCGACACCCAGCAGCCACUGCUGGACUUUGACACCGACGAUCUGGACCUACACAGUCUCCGGAUCCAGCCUGUCCGCUCGGAGCCUGUCAGUAUGCCCGUCUCCUCAAGGAUAGUUGCAGAUCCCAGAGGGCAGUCCCCCAUGAUCGAUGCCGGAUCAGGAACCUUUGACCGCAGCGUGACUUUGCUGGAGGUGUGCGGCAGCUGGCCGGAGAGCUUCGGGCUGCGUCACAUGUCGUCCAUCGACAGCACGGAGGAAGGACUCCGCGAGAGGCUGGCAGACGCCAUGUCGGAGUCCCCUAGCAGGGACAUUGUCUGCUCCGGGACAGAGCUGCAGCGGGAGGGAAGCAUCGAGACGCUCAGCAACAGCUCCGGUUCCACCAGCGGAAGCAUUCCUCGCAAUUCUGAGGGAUACCACUCGCCUUACCCCACCAAUGAGAGCCAGCCCCUCAGCCUGUACCCCACAGGAUUCCCUUAAAUGAGCGUGCUAACAAGGAAACUGCCAUGUGACUAAUGGAAAAUUCCUCCAGCUCCACAAUCCUGACAUGUAACUGUAACCACCCUCAGCGGCCCACCAGUCGCUCAGUUAGGCGUGUGACACUGUGGACCGCUUAGUGAGGAUGAUCACAGGAUUACAUGUUUACCAUUGGUCCACUUAAACCUUGCCAGGGUUUUUCUUCUGGUUUGAUUGUUAGGAGCUUGUGUCAUGUACAGUAAAAUGAAAUUUAAAAAAACACAGCUAGGAUAUUUAAUAGAAGACCUAACCCAAUUAACUGCAUUGCUUAUUUAGUUUUUUUUUUGUUGUUUUUUUUUUUUAAAGAUGUAAUGGCUCAGUGCUAGCUGGCUUUAGUUAGGCUCACCUUAAAUUUAAUUGCAUUUUAUUUGAAAUCUGAAUAUAAUGGGCUCUUUGUAUAAAGGAAAUGGCUGGAUUGGUUGGAAGAGCUCUGACUGGUGCGAUUCUUUCAGUCGGAGGGGCGUGAGGAUUGUCCAGUUAUCAUUGAAUCGUUGAAAGAUGCUGCCCUCUCGGGACUGUGGGAGCAGCAUUCCUACUCACAGCUCAUAUCUUCCCACUUUCACUCCAUCAAAGUCUCAAGUCAGAGUUUGUUGGACACGCUUUUAAUUAUUAGCAUUAAAUAAAGAAAAACGGGCUUGGUGUAGUGUCACAUGUUGUGUCCUUAUUCCAGGUGCAGUAGUCUUUACUAGUUGUUACUGUACCCGUCAGAAUGUGUAGCCUGUAACAUUAAGAUGCAGGCUGGUGGAUGGCAUUGACCUGGGUAUAAAGAAGCACCCCGGGUGCCAUGCUCUGCCUGCGUUCGCAUCAUGGCUGCUUGCAUUUCUGGAGUCAGAAGAUUGUGAAACUGGCAGGUGUUUGGAUAGCUCACGUUUUCAGACCACGUCAGAACGUCCCCUCGGAAGUCUAGUACUUGGUUGAAGCAGCUAGUACACAAUGCUUGCUAUUUCCUGCUCUAAUAUUUCUCUAGGAUUCCGAACCAACACUCGUCAUAUUACAGCUUUUAAGAGCCGUGCAUUUCCAACAGGGAAAGUAAAUCACACCUUCCAGGACUCUGCAGAGGGAGACGAUUCAAAUAGGAAUGGAACAUGUGUAUUUUAAGAGCAGCAGCAGUGUGAGGCUGCACACCUGUCUGGUACAAUACAAUGGGUCUGCAUUUAUUCAGCUUCACUGGAGGGAUUGUGAUGCAGCUUAUUGAUCAUUAUGAAAAGGACAGUAUUUUUUAUUU
Messenger RNA from Acipenser ruthenus (sterlet), 4245 nucleotides. RefSeq names its product BCAS3 microtubule associated cell migration factor. Gene Ontology annotation, cellular component: cytoplasm. Gene Ontology annotation, biological process: response to starvation; autophagy. Bases 222 to 2984 code for a protein of 920 amino acids. Lineage: Eukaryota; Metazoa; Chordata; Actinopteri; Acipenseriformes; Acipenseridae. Gene Ontology annotation, molecular function: protein binding. The record is from RefSeq and is a predicted model, not a curated record. The transcript has 25 exons.